Phymastichus coffea is the source of this 1254-nucleotide messenger RNA. It is a transcript of the gene Sc2, whose product is annotated as very-long-chain enoyl-CoA reductase. Gene Ontology annotation, molecular function: protein binding; oxidoreductase activity, acting on the CH-CH group of donors. Gene Ontology annotation, biological process: very long-chain fatty acid biosynthetic process. Bases 203 to 1111 code for a protein of 302 amino acids. The record is from RefSeq and is a predicted model, not a curated record. The transcript has 5 exons. Lineage: Eukaryota; Metazoa; Arthropoda; Insecta; Hymenoptera; Eulophidae.
GCACUUUGUUUUUUCCGCCUCGGCCCAUUACACGUGACGGCUGUUGGUCUGCUGCGCGGCGGCCGAGCGGGCCAGCGGGCGCGGUGGCGCCGUCAGUCGAGCAACGCGAUAAACACGCGCACAGACGGUGCUCGAACGCCGCGUCGAACGGACAAAUUCUCCGUUUUUCCCGCGAGCUUUUCACGCCGAAAAUCUCGCCAACAUGGAGAUUGAAAUCAUCAAGGUGAAGGGGAACAACACGGAGAAAAUAUUCUCGGUGACGGGACACCCGACCACGACCAUCGGCGAGAUCAAGAAGCAGAUGCACCAGCAGAAAAAGGCGCCUUAUCCUGGAAGACAGUGUUUACGCUUGGAACCAAAAGGAAAAACUCUCUCCGACACAGACACAGUCAAAAGUCUACAAUUAAAAUAUGGAUCAAGAUUGUAUUAUAAGGACCUAGGACCUCAAAUAGGUUGGAAAACUGUAUUUCUUGCUGAAUAUGCAGGACCCCUUGCCGUGUACCUUUGGCUCUACCAGAGGCCAUGGAUUUUUUACCAAGAUGUACCUGAUGCUAAAAUAGACGCAGUUGUACACUGGGCAGCAGCCUGCUGGUCCCUCCAUUACAUUAAGCGGCUACUAGAGACCUUAUUUGUACAUCGAUUCAGUCAUGCCACAAUGCCAAUGAGAAAUCUCUUCAAAAACUGUUCGUAUUAUUGGUUGUUUGCGAUGUAUGUGGCCUAUCACGUCAAUCAUCCAUUAUACACGCCACCAUCGAAUGUGAGAUUCCUUGUUGGACUAGCAAUAUUCCUGCUGUGCGAGCUGGGCAACCUCAGUAUCCACUUGGCUCUCAGAAACUUGAGACCACCAGGCACAACUGUCAGAAAAAUCCCAAAGCCGACUGGAAACCCAUUGACCAUACUAUUCAACUUUGUUUCUUGCCCAAAUUAUACUUACGAAGUUGGUAGUUGGAUUGGAUUUACUAUCAUGACUCAGUGCAUCCCAGCUGGUUUGUUUAUGUUAGCUGGUGCCUAUCAGAUGACUGUGUGGGCAUUGGGAAAGCACAGACUCUACAAAAAGGAGUUCACCGACUAUCCAAAGGGCCGCAAAGCCAUUAUUCCAUUCGUUCUGUGAACAAAUUGUACAUUCCUAGUGAUAAAUUUUUCCAAGUGAAAAGACUUGUUUAAAAAAUUGGUAUGAAGACCUGGUGACGUGCAUUUUUGUUUUUUGUUAGCAUUUAUACUGUAUGAAUAAAAUGUUUUUUGAGGUAAAAAGAA